Molecule: messenger RNA, 4511 nt
Organism: Leucoraja erinaceus (little skate)
Lineage: Eukaryota; Metazoa; Chordata; Chondrichthyes; Rajiformes; Rajidae
Product: insulin-like growth factor-binding protein complex acid labile subunit
Exons: 4
Coding region: 2323-3405 (360 amino acids)
Molecular function (GO): protein binding
Source: RefSeq, a predicted model, not a curated record
CAGCUCCAGUGUGCUCAGUUGGAGAUAUUCUGAGUGGGUUAUGCCUGGCAUGGUUAUGCCACCAUGUUCACAUCAAAUAUACCUAUGAUGCGGCACAAACCAUAAACUAGGCCAGAUAUGGGCCCCUACAGGCAAAGACAGGAGAACUGAUGAAGGGGAAGGAGAAAUUGGUGGGGGAAGUAAAUGAAUUAUGUCUCUCUUCACAGAAGAGACAAAAUAUCUCACAGGAGUACUGGAGAACUAAUGGCUCAAUGCAAAUUAAUAAAUAAAAUCAAUCAGUUAUCGUUAAAAAAAGACCUGAGAAGUCAUUAAGCUUGAAAACAAAGAAACAACAAGGACCCGAUGAACCAACUGUGAGAGCUUUGAAAGAGGAAUUUUGGAGAAGAGUAGGAAUGAACAUACCAUACUGUUUUUAUAGGGCUUGACAGAAUGAUUGUAUAGUUGAUGUUUCCAGUGAUUGGAGUGCUACACCCUUUGGGUAAAGUCUGAACAUUAGGCUGUGGUAGCUGUGGUAGCUGUGUGGAAUGAGCUUCCAGUGGAAGUGGUGGAGGCAGGUUCGAUUUUAUCAUUUAAAAAUAAAUUGGAUAGGUAUAUGGAUGGGAAAGGAAUGGAGGGUUAUGGUCUGAGUGCAGGUAGAUGGGACUAGGUGAGAAUAAGUGUUCGGCACGGACUUGUAUUUACGAGGGAGUUAGAUGUGGCCCUUGUGGCUAAGGGGAUCAGGGGGUAUGGAGAGAAGGCAGGUACGGGAUACUGAGUUGGAUGAUCAGCCAUGAUCAUAUUGAAUGGCGGUGCAGGCUCAAAGGGCCGAAUGGCCUACUCCUGCACCUAAUUUCUAUGUUUCUAUGUUUCUAUGUAGGGCCGAGAUGGCCUGUUUCCGUGCUGUAAUUGUUAUAUGGUUAUAUAGGCUUCCUUCAUUCAGGAGCAAGAUGAUGAGAAAUUACAUCGGGAAACUUUGGAAUUCUUGAAGUAAGAAGGCUCUGAAGGCUGAGUUACCAAAGACAGAAAAUACAUGAUAACUUUGGGAAGUGCUCCCUGGGAUCAGACAGGAAUAUUGGUGAGGGGUUGUGUGAGUGAUAGAGUAUCAAAGAAUGAAAACAAGAGGGGAAUAUCCAAGGAACUUCAGCUGCUGGUUAAUACGAAAAAAGACAAAGUGCUGGAGUAACUGAGCGAGUUAGGCAGUAUCUCUGGAGAACAUGGAUAGGUGAUGUUUCGGGUCGGGACCAUUCUUCAGAUUCAAGAGGAGAUGAGUUGGUUGUCUAACCUUGAAAAGCUAAGACCUCAAAGACCAGAGAUGAGGUCCAUCUUGGCCUUUUGAUCCACCAUCACACACCUAUUUUCACUAAUCUCACGCUACUCCUAUUUUAUUUUCUUCAUACUCCUAUCAACUCACCUCAAUUUCUACCACCUACCAACUCCAGCAUCUAUUUACACUAACCCACAGAUAGAAUGUGCAAACUGCACAUACAGUGCAUUCAGAAAGUAUUCAGAUCCCUUCACAUUUUCCACAUUUUGUUAUGUUACAACCUUAUUAUAACACGGAUUAAUUUUUUUUAAAUUCUCAUCAAUCUACACACAAUACCCCAUAAUAAAAAAGCAAAAACAGGUGUUUAGAAACUUAGAUAUGACGGCACAGAAGCCACCAAAAGCUAUUCAGCAGGUGUAGCAAGGUAUGGUACUUUGGCCUUUAUUACAAAAGGAUUUGAAUAAUAGAUAUUGGAGUGGGUUAUGUUGAUGCUGCUGAAAAUGCCUGGUGAACUGUAUAUUGUUGCAGCAUGGCUUGCCCGAGGCAGAGGAAGGGAAUAUAUGCAGCCUUACGUAAUCGCGGAUGUUUUCCAGCUGUGCUCUUUGCAGAAUGAACCACUGUCUUCCUAACAGACACAAGCAAACUAUCCACUGCUCUCGCUAACCACAAAGCUGUCCAAGCUCGAUAAAACUAUCUGGCACACCAUUCAUGCAUCACCCUGGGGGACCACACCUUCCCUGUGAGAUACAUCUGCCCCUUGUCUAGGGGAGUGGAACGAUCGCUCCUUCAGGGAUUACGUAAUGAAGCCUGAGAGAGCUGAGCUUUCACAAUGCCUGGGUCUUCACAGUCAGGAAUCAUUUCCGUGCUGUAAUGUCUGUGCAGCGCCUGCCUCCCUGCGGCUGAGCUGCUAUUGGAUGCUCUGCUCUGCUAAUGGUGAGCCUGAAGAGACGCCUGAGGAGUGCUGGAGCAGGUCCCUCACAGUUAGGACGUGCUCCCAGAAAGAUUAAUCUCCUUCCUGUCCCUCGCAGUUGAAAGAGAGCUGCCUUUGGACUCACUUUCACUAUAAGGUUGGUGAAGGAAUGGCUUUGGCACUGUGCCUCCUGUUGGCCACUCUUUGUGUGCGUCAGGCAGUGGCAGGUCAAUGCCCAAGGGAUUGCAUCUGUGGCCAGAAACAACCUGUCAACCAUACUGAGGUGGACUGCUACAAGCGGGGCCUGAGGUCGAUGCCAAGGGAGCUGCCUGGGGACGCCUGGGUUCUUAGGAUGGGUCAGAACUUCCUGCAAACUCUUCCUGCCAGAGUGCUUCAAGGAUUGCCGCACACUGAGAGCAUCAACUUUGAGCACAACACCAUAACAACAAUCCACCCUCGGGCUUUCUCUGGGGCCGGUCAACUGAUACUGGUCAAUCUCCAUGGCAAUCAACUGAGCAGGCUGCCCCGCAGAAUCUUCCAGGGUCUCUCCAGGCUCCGCUUUCUGAUGCUGGGACAAAACCGUUUCACAUUCCUCAGGCCUGAGAUGUUUGCUGGGCUCCACAAUCUGACAGACUUGGACAUGUCAUUGAACGACAUCACCUCACUGCCACCCAAUAACUUCCAGACUCUGAGUGCCCUCAGGAUCCUGGAUUUGGCCUUCAACAAGAUCCAGAAGAUAUCUGGCAACGCCUUCACUGGACUUGGCCUGCUCUACAGUCUCAACCUGGACCACAACAGGAUUCAGUCCAUCCCCCUGAGAACCUUCAAGCCAUUGGGCAGUCUGAAGAUACUGGUGCUGGACAACAACUUGCUCUACACCCUCAACGCCACAGCAUUAGAAGGUUUAGGUAACUUGCGAGAGUUGUAUGUGAGAAAUAAUGACAUUAGCAAGCUUCUAAGAGAUGUCUUCAAACACACUCCCAGACUUACCCAUCUAGCCCUGAACGGCAACAAGCUGAAAUCUAUUGAUGGCACAUCAUUCUUGGCAUUGACAGGUGUCCAGGAGGUUUUCCUGCAUAACAAUCCCUGGUCAUGUGACUGCAGGAUGAAGAGCUUCCUUCGUUGGCUGUCUCAGAGUGAAGUGAAUGUCUUUUCCUUGGAAAUGCUGAGGUGUAGCUCUCCUUCCUGGAACAAGGGCAGGACCCUGAGCAGCCUGAAACCAGUUGACCUGAGGUGCAAGGCAAGAGGCUGAAGAACUGCUCCCAGCCAUUGCGCCAUUUCCUUCCAGCCCCAUUCGCUGCACUUCCCCACUCUUUAUAUGGUUGCUUACCAAAGCUGACCAUCAAAAGACACGGUUGAAAAUGUGCAGAACCAACAUGACUCUCCAAUUCUCAUCUAAUUCAUUCCUUUAAAUAAACAAUUCAAAAAUUACAGCAGUCUCCAGUCUCCAGCACCUCACCCGUAUCCAAUGAUGAUUGAUAUAUCAAAGCCAGUGUGCCUGCAAUUUCUUCUCUAGCUUCCCACAGUGUCUUUAGAUAUAUCUGAUCAGGCCCAGGAGGUUUGUCUCCCUUCAAAUGCCUUAGGCCAUUCAGCACCUCCUUAACCAUAAUAGUGACUGUCCUCAAGACACUUUCAUUAAUUGUCCCAAGUUCCCCAGUCUUCAUGUCUUUCUCCACAGUAAAAAUAGAAAUACUCAUUGUGGACUUUGCCCAUCUCCUACAGCUCCACAUAGAGAUGACCACUUUGGCUUCUGAUGGUCCCCAGUCUCUCUCUCGUCAUCCUCUUUCCUUUAAUGUACUUCAUUGAGGAGAGUUGUGGAUGUAGCCCAGUCCAUCACGCAGACUAAUGUCCCUACCAUCGACUCCAUCUACACUUUAUGCUAAUUUGGGAAAGCAACAAACAUAAUCAAGGACCUUUUUCACCCAGUCUUCCCUCUCCCAUGAAGCAGAAGAAACAAGUAUGAAAGCAUGUACUACCAGUUUCAGGAAUAGCUUCUUCCCCCCUCUUAUCAGAGGCUGACUUCUCAAACACUAGAUGUAAUCCCGAUCUUCAAACCUACCCAUUACAACCUUGUACCUGUUCUCUGUAACAUUAAUGUUAUGAUGCUAUAAAUGCUGACUGGUAUUUUUUUUCUUUGCACUACUUAAGAAUGGCUUGAUUGUACAUGAAUAAUAUGAUUGGAUUGGAUUGCUCAAACAAAACUUUUCACUGUAUCUCGGUACACAUGACGACAAUAAACCAACACUAAUACCCUACGAAAAGUCAACGUGCACGGAAACAAGCCCUUUGGCCCAACUCAUCAUUGCCGACCUAGUUGCCCCAUCUAAGAUGGUCCCAUUUGGCUGUGUUUGCCCCAUA